AUGACGGCCCGCCGCGACGCGACGGCGCCCCGGGACACGCCGGCGCCCGCGGCGCCGGCCCCGACCCGGUUCCCGCGCCUGAGUCGCAUCACGAACUCCAUGGGCUGCGUGCGCCUCAUCUGCGUCCUCGAGACGCUCAUCGUCGCGCUCUGCCUCCUCGAGGCCCACACGCGCUGCGGCGAGCGGUCUCUGGGCUGCUGCGUGAGCUCCAAGUGGUGCGGGCCCGACGCGCCGCGCCGCGCGACGGCCGCGCGCGCGCCGGACGCCGCGAACGCGACGAAAAUAAGGUCCGGCGCGUCCCUGCCGCGGCUGCUGGUCCUCGGCUGCGUCAAGUGCGGCGGCGCGGCGCUGUUCGAUGCGUUGAACCGCCACGCGGACUUCGUCGGGCGGAGCUCGAACUUCUUCGACGUGCGUUGGGACGACGACCGCCACGCGGCGCUCGGCGACGACGAGGCGCGGUGCCGCGCCUACGAGUCGCUCUUCUCCAAGCUGACGGCGCGGCGCGGCGCCUACGACGUCGCCGUCGACGCGACGGCGACCUACUUCCGGGACCCCAGGGCCGCGCCGCGCGUGCGCCGCUGCUUCGACGACGGCGCGCUCGCGCGGACGACGCUCCUCGCGGUGCUCCGCGACCCCGCGGCGCGCCUCUACAGCGAGUAUGCGGUGAUCCGCUCGCGACAACCCGACCGCUUCGGGAACGCCACCUUCGCGCGCGCGGUCGACGGCUGGCUCUCGGACCGCGGCGACGCCGAGGGCCGGCGGCUCCUCGCCGUGGGCCACUACGUGGACCAGCUCCUCGCCUGGCACCGGCACCUGCCCCGCGAGGCGCUGUACGUCGUGCCCGCGGCCGCGCUCGACGACGACGCGACCCACGUCCGCGAGAUCGCGCGGCGCGUGCUCACGCGCGCGCGCGUCUCCGCGCACCUCCACAACGUCUCCGCGCCGCCGCGGCGGCCGCCGGGCGAGGCCGCGGCCUACGCGGCGCGCACGGGCGACGCCAUGGACGACGCGACGCGGCGGCGGCUCGCGGCGUACUACGCGCCCCACGACGCGCGGCUCUGGGCCCACCUCGCGGACCACCGGGACCUCGUCAUCCCCCGGGCCUUCCAGGUCGCGCCGGGGGACCCGACCACGCACUGGUGCCUCAGCGUCCCGCCCGCCGCGGCGAGCGCCGCCUGGCUCGACUACACCUGGUCCGGCGGCGGCGGCCUGCCGGGCCUGCUGCUCCGCGAGCCGUCGGACGCCGCCGUGCCGCGCGAGCGGCUCAUCCUGCCGCUCGGUCUGCGCGAGACGCUCGACGAAGCCGCCGGGACGACGCUCCGCUACCGCGUGACCGGCGCGGGCCUCGCGCGCGACGUCGUCGACGGCUCGCACCGCGGCGUCGUGGCCUUCGAGGAAACGGACGACGGCUGCGAGAUGGUGUGGACGGCCGACUACGAGGUGUCCGCGCGGCGGACGUUCUGGCAAAAGGCGACGGAGGUCCUCGUCGGCGCCGCGGGCGACAACCUGCAGCGCUACGUCGCCGCGCCGAGCCGGCCGCGCUGGUUCGACCCGCUCGACGAGUUCGGCCUCGGUUCGUCCGUCGACCGGAGCAAACCGCUGCUCCUCGUGCUCCCGGGCCUCGACGGCUCCGCGGUGACCGCGUGGACGCAGUACCCGGAGCUCGCGACGGGCUACGAGGUCCGCGCGCUCGCGGUGCCGCCGAACGCGCGCGUCGACUUCGACGGGCUCGUCGCCGCGGUCGUCGCCGCCGCGGAGGGCGCGGACCGAGACGUCUACGUGCUCGGCGAGAGCAUCGGCGCGGGCGUCGCGCUCGCGGCCGGGAAACAGUCCAAGGCCGUCGACGGCCUCGUCCUGGUGUCGCCGGCGACGUCCUGGGCCGACACGCCCCUCGGCGGCGCGCGGGAGGCGCCGCUGAACGCGCCGGACCUCGUUUUGAUGGCCGUCGUCGCGAUCAGCGCGUACCAGCUCCUCGACUCCGACCAGCUCGCGACGACGGUCCGGCGCGUCGCGCGCGAGCUGCCCGCGCGGCUCGCGCUCGAGCGCGGGCGGUCGUCGCGCUCCGCGCGGCGGAUCGACAUGGGCCCGUCGCGCUUCGCCGUCGAGAAGACGAGGCGCCGCGGCUUCGACGCCGUCGUCACCGUCGCGUCGUCGUUGCUCCGGUCCUGGAGCACGCCGAGCACGGGCCGCGCGGCCGACUGGGGGACCGCGCCGAGCGCCGGCCGCGCCGCGGACCGCGGCGCGGCGGCGCGCGGCGCCGCGGGCCGGCCGCCGCGCGCGACGUGGCGCCGCUCCUCGAAGCUCACCUCGUCGCCCCGCGCGUCCGGCGCCGGCUCCGGCUCCCUCGCGGGGCAGUCCGCGAAGGCGACGCGCGGCGUCCGGCGCGCCGCCGCGGGCGGCGGCGGCGGCGGCGGCGCCGCCCCGUCGUCGAAGAUCGCGACGGCCGGCGCCGGCGCCGGCGCCGCGUCCGAGUCGUCGAAGAUCGCGAACGCGGGCGCGGCGGGCGCGGGCACGGCGGGCGCGGGCGGCGCGGACGCGGCGGGCGCGGCGGGCGCGGCCUCCUCGAAGAUGGUGAAGGCCGGCGCCGCCGCGGCCGGCGCGGCCGCCGCUUCCGGCGGCGGUUCGGCGACCGACGACGGCUCCGCGUCGGACUCCGCCGCCUUCCGCGACUCUGCCUCCGUCAGCCAGUGGCGCCGCAUGCGCCGGUCGAACUCGCGCCGCCGCUUCGCGAGCAUGUCCCGGGGCCUCGCGUUCAGCGCCGCGCCGCGCGCGAAGAGCGAUUCCGCCUCCGCGUUGGUGCUGUUCGCGGGCUGCUCGAAGAGCGACGCGCUCGUGAAGAGCGACGACGGGGAGUCCGCGCUCGUGAAGAGCGACGACGGGGAGUCAGGCACGGCGGCCAUGGUGCAGGUUCGGUCCUUUAUGCAAGACGCAUCAGAUGCGAAGCACUGGAUCUAG
Molecule: messenger RNA, 2955 nt
Organism: Aureococcus anophagefferens
Lineage: Eukaryota; Pelagophyceae; Pelagomonadales; Pelagomonadaceae
Exons: 4
Coding region: 1-2955 (984 amino acids)
Molecular function (GO): sulfotransferase activity
Source: RefSeq, a predicted model, not a curated record